AUGGCGCCUCGCUCCCUUGGACACAGACACGAAUGUAUGUUACCUUUGGGGGCUUGGGCAAGAGAAAAGCCGUUAUCAAUACACACCGCCGUGCUUGCUUUUCAGCUUGUCCUCCUGGGUCGACAUGAUCCUUUUGGAUUUACGUCGAACCCAGCGCGCAAAAGCUUUGAGGUCGAAAGUCCUUUUACAUGGUCGGUAAAGAACCGUGAUGUAGGGGGCAAGCGUAGGCUCGGUGUGAGUUGUGAGGUCACCGUGAUACGAUGCGACUCGAGAGACUGGGACGAUGCGAAAAACCACCUGUGCAGGGUGCAUCUGGACAUGAAUAUGCCAUGAGAGGAGCGAUCCAGGCGGGGUUAAGAGAAGGAGGGAGAGAAGGAGAAUAGAGAAAAUGUCUUCCAACUUGAUAGACACAGGUAUCGGUUUCCGUAUGAGCUUGGAGACUUCCAAGCAAUUUGGAGCAUUACCAAUGGAUGAUGGACCCGAUCGCUUGAGAGUUGCCAUUGCAGUAGUGUCCUUUUCGGUUACACAAGGGCCAUACAAUCAUCGAAACACGAAUACAGUGCCGUCUUCUC
Molecule: messenger RNA, 572 nt
Organism: Colletotrichum destructivum
Lineage: Eukaryota; Fungi; Ascomycota; Sordariomycetes; Glomerellales; Glomerellaceae
Exons: 2
Coding region: 1-333 (110 amino acids)
Source: RefSeq, a predicted model, not a curated record